Messenger RNA from Serpula lacrymans var. lacrymans S7.9, 730 nucleotides. RefSeq lists its product as uncharacterized. The record is from RefSeq and is a predicted model, not a curated record. Lineage: Eukaryota; Fungi; Basidiomycota; Agaricomycetes; Boletales; Serpulaceae. The annotation marks the transcript as partial. The transcript is spliced from 3 exons.
AUCGUCAUGGAUGUGGGCACUUUGAAAUGUAGUGCUAACAACAGCCUCCUUUUCCUCCGAGACGACAGGAUGGAAUGUUCAGAAUGCCACCGCAGGAACAUUACACCGGUAGGUCAUAGCUGGGAAUUUCUUUUCCCUGAUGAAUUUUGUGUUGCUCGACAAUGAAAGAGGUCAAAAAGUCAUCAUCUCAAUAAUGAAUCGACCCUUGCAAAAGCCUGAGUCCGAGGGGCAAGCCUGAGUGGCAGUGGCUGCACGGCCAAUGAGAAAAACACGACCGUAACUCAGCGACACUCCGAUUUCGUGACUUCUUGCCUCUGACGACAUCACUAUGUUUUCUGCAGAUCCAUCAUUCCUCUACUCGUAUAUAUAUGUGAUGGUGAGAGAAGGAACAUUAUCUUUAUUUUAGGUUUCAAUUAUUGCAUACGUGGUGGAACAAGUGGAUUCUCACUAUCGUGUCAGAGGCCAUGUUUCUCCGCCGGCAAACUUCCUUUUCUCAGCUGGCAUGCUUGAUUCGUUUCUUACUGCAGAGGAGCACGCACCGACGCCUUCAAUCUGUUGCAAACGCCGCAAUACACAGUAUGGUGCAGGCUUGGUACCCCGGCCAGGACGUCAAUCCAACUGCCACAAUGUCAAAUGAGGCCGUCGUCCCUUGUAUCAUGCUCACCGGCAGCCUACCCGUGUACGAUCUCAUUCUCCCCAUACGAACACCCAAUAAGAUUUUCUUAUUUGU